This is a messenger RNA of Cuscuta epithymum, 357 nucleotides long. The record is from the annotation of a GenBank genome assembly. Lineage: Eukaryota; Viridiplantae; Streptophyta; Magnoliopsida; Solanales; Convolvulaceae.
CUCUUUGUAUAUGGGACUACUUCACUCACGCACACCUCUCUCAAGGAAUCACUCACUCACUCAAGAGCUCUCCUCAAGGCUCUCUCUCUCAUUACUAGAGGAGUCUCUCUCUAGGAUCUCUCUCUUUAUGCCCUCACAUGGCUCUUACUUGAUGCCUCCUCAAAUGUACAAGAGAUAUUUUACAAAUAAAUGGGUAGCUCACAUCACUCUUUCUAUAUAUGAGACUACUUCACUCACACACACCUCUCUCAAGCAAGCACUCACUCACUCAAGAGCUCUACUCAAGGAUCUCUCUCUCUCUCAUCACUUGAGGAGGCUCUCUCUCUAGGCCCUCACAUGUCUCUCACUCAAUGCCUC